Molecule: messenger RNA, 843 nt
Organism: Tauraco erythrolophus (red-crested turaco)
Lineage: Eukaryota; Metazoa; Chordata; Aves; Musophagiformes; Musophagidae
Source: RefSeq, a predicted model, not a curated record
UUUAAGCAGAUUUCCCAAGCUUACGAAGUACUGUCGGACCCGAAGAAGAGGGACCUGUAUGACAAAGGAGGCGAGCAGGCCAUCAAAGAGGGUGGCUCUGGUGGUGGUUUCGGGUCACCCAUGGACAUAUUCGAUAUGUUCUUUGGCGGCGGUGGGAGGAUGCAGAGAGAGAGACGAGGCAAAAAUGUGGUUCAUCAGUUGUCAGUAAGUUUAGAAGAUAUGUACAAUGGUGCAACAAGGAAACUUGCACUGCAGAAGAAUGUUAUCUGUGACAAAUGUGAAGGUCGUGGUGGUAAGAAAGGUGCGGUAGAAUGCUGUCCUAAUUGCAGAGGAACAGGCAUGCAGAUCAGAAUUCACCAGAUUGGGCCAGGAAUGGUGCAACAAAUCCAGUCCGUGUGUAUGGAGUGUCAGGGGCACGGGGAGCGUAUCAGCCCCAAGGACCGAUGUAAGAGCUGCACUGGCAGAAAAAUUGUUAGAGAGAAGAAGAUACUAGAAGUUCACAUUGACAAAGGAAUGAAGGAUGGUCAGAAAAUAACAUUCCAUGGUGAAGGGGACCAAGAGCCAGGACUAGAGCCAGGGGAUAUUAUUAUUGUCUUGGAUCAAAAAGACCACUCUGUAUUUACAAGACGAGAUGAAGACCUUCUUAUGUCUAUGGAUAUUCAACUGGUUGAAGCUCUAUGUGGCUUUCAAAAGCCUAUCACAACGCUGGAUAAUAGAACUAUUAUUAUUACCUCCCAUCCUGGCCAGGUUGUGAAGCAUGGGGCUAUUAAGUGUGUGUUGAAUGAAGGUAUGCCAAUUUAUCGCAGACCGUAUGAAAAAGGACGCCUGAUCAUAGAAUUCAGG